GUUUUGAAAAGAAAUACAUGUUUGUAAAUAAAUGGAAGUGAUGAGAUUAUGAAUGAUUUGAAUAAUGAGAUAGGAAGAAUUUUAGCCCAUCCAGAAAGUCUGGCAUACAAAAUCGUGCACAUUUCCGUAAUAAAAAUGAACUCUUGAACUUAUACAAUACAGUGAGUUGCAUUUUUCCAAAAUUGGGUAGUCAGGAUGUCUUGUAGUUAUGCAGAUGGCCUUUCUAAUUAUGAAAAUAAAGGAGUUUUAGGAAGCCCAGAGAAAUUUGAUUCAGAGGAAAAAGUAGAGUCUAAAUGUAACCUUCUCAUAGAAUGGAUUAAAAACUCCAAACACAUAGUUGUUCAUACUGGGGCAGGAAUAAGUACAGCAGCUGGUAUACCAGACUUCAGGGGUCCUAAUGGUGUCUGGACACUGGAAAAGCAAGGCAAAAAACCAAACAUCAGCAUCUCCUUUAAUGAAGCCAUUCCUACAAAAACACACAUGGCACUCAAACAUUUGAUAGAAAAAAACUAUGUCCACUAUAUCAUCAGCCAGAAUAUAGAUGGCUUGCAUUUAAGAUCUGGUAUCCCCAGAAAUUGCAUUGCAGAAUUACAUGGUAAUAUGUUUACAAGCCAAUGCAACGUUUGUGAGAGCCAAUUUGUUAGAACCGAAGCUACCUCAACCGUAGGUAAAAAAUCCCUUAAUGAAGACUGUAAAAGAUCUGCUGUGCUUCGUGGUAGAAGUUGUAGGGGAAAAUUACAUGACACCAUUUUGGAUUGGGAGGACAGUCUUCCGGAAUUCGACCUUGAAAUGUCAGAUUAUCACUCGAGUUUGGCAGAUCUCAAUAUUUGUUUAGGCACCACUCUACAAAUCGUACCUAGUGGUAAUUUACCUCUCAGGUGCAAAAAAUAUGGUGGAAAAGUUGUUGUCGUCAAUUUACAACCAACCAAACAUGACAAGAAGGCUGAUUUAAUCAUAAACACUUACGUAGAUGCCGUUCUGGCAAAAAUAAUGAAGAAAUUAGGUCUGGAAAUUCCCGAAUAUCACCAAACAAUCGACCCAACCAAAAAUCGAGAACUAAUAGAAUGGAACAUCUCGAAAAAAGAUGUUAUCGAUAUGAAAGCUAGGUACGAAAAAAUAGUCAAAGAUUACAAAAAGAGAAAGUCUGAAGAAAAAUUGAUAAAGAGCCAACACAAAAUCCCAAAGAAUGAAGAUUGGAUGAAGAAAAAUGAGAUUGGCAAGAAAGGACUAAUUUUUAAAGCUGAAAAACCUGAGGAUGAGGAUGACGAUGACAAUGAAUUCAUUGAAUGACACCAAAGUUCCAUAAUUGCAUUCAUCAGCAGAUUUUUUUAAAUCUCAUUAAUUCAAUAUGACAUUAUUUUUUAUGCAUGGUAUGGUAGGCUGGAAAAAUAAAACUAUGAUUGGAAUUUUAAUACUUUUUUAUUAAGAUAAAAACCUAAAAACCAAAAGGCUCCUGAAUAAGGCUACUAAUAAAUUCAAUAUAAUUAUCACAAUAUAUCAUUCUACUCCUAAUUUUUCGAAAAUGUCGCCAAAUAAACUGGAUAUAAAACAAAAUAUCUUUCAAAUUCAAGAGACAACUUCAAUAAUAUGUAGACAAUAUUUGUUCGUUCUGUACAGAGCGGCAAACAAACUAACCUUUGAAAACUUAAUAAGUUGCAUGAACAAUUCUACACCAUAAUUAUUUUGAAUCAAUUUGAAAAAUCUGAAAUGUUGAAUAAAAAUCAGUGGAAUUAAUGUUUGCUGAAAUAGAUUUGUGACAUUUGACGUUAAUGAUCAAGUCAGACAUGCUACUGUAAUUUCACCGUAGACAUACAUGAAGAAUCAGAAAUUUUGAUUGCCUUAUUAGUAACCGAAAAAAGGUUUGAUUAAAAAAUAGAGAAUAUAAUUUCAGCUUUGGUAACUAUAGAAUGAAUAUAAUUAAACAGAAAAUACAACAUUUUGGCGAAAACAAACCGUAAUUGAAAGAAAUAGCAUUUUAAUUGACUAGAGAAAAUUCACGUCUGGAAAAAAUGUCUACUCCAGAACUCACAUAAAAAAAUGUCGGAUAAAAAACUUGGCACUUUCUCUAAGAUAUGUCAAAAAUAAUUCAUUACCUACAUUGCAUUUGUUGAAAUAAAUUUAAAAUAAUACUAUAAGUUAUCACACUAUACUAUGAGACAUUCAUGAGCCUGUAUAUCUUUUUACUCAUGCUUCACAAAUAAAUAAUUUGAGUGCACCAAAACACGUUCUACAAGUAGUGCACCAAUAUGGUUAUAAAAUACGACUGUACAACUUUUCUAAAUCAAAUUUAAAAAAUUAGACCAGGGCCGAUAAUUUUUCAAAACGAUAAAAACAUAGUAGGGGCUCUGGUCUAAAUCUUUAUUUAGUGCCCAUACGAACUGUACUCAAACUUUUCUCCACUUUUCAUUGGAAAUCUUGUGUUUAGACGUCAACUGGACAUAAAUUUUCCAAUAUGGAACGAUAUACAAGGCGUCGUAUGUCAAAUUGAGUGUAACUUACAGGAAAAUAGAGAUUCGUCAACUUAGCUCAACAUGGCUGUCGUUUUCGGAAUAUCAUUCGUCGUCAAGUCACUGAAUAGCUGAAAAUCUUUAGGGUAUCUCCAAUGCAGUAAUGAAUUUGCGCCUUCGAAGUGCCCAUCUGAUGUUAGGUUCAGAUAUUCGAAAAACGGAUUCUAAUAGUUAAUAUCCAAGGUCCUGACGUAUACAGUUUCAUGUCUUGAUUGUUGGAUGUUUUGUGCCCAAAGAGCGAAAAACAGUGACAAAGCGAUGACAAAAUGGAAUAGAAUGCAUAGAACUGAAUGGAGAAAACAAGACAGGUGGAUACACCUCCAUAUUGGAGGUCUGACCAAAUAAAAAGUGUAACACUAUUUUCGUCACUCUGUCCAUAGUGUCUACAUCUGACUCGCCAUUUCUUUUUAAUCAAUUUGUGAUGGCAGCUCAAAGACAAAACGUCGGUUUGGAAAUCAGAUAACACCAUAGGGUGAAAGAAAAAAAUUAGCAAUGAGAAUGUGUAAUUAGUGUGAUGAAAAAUCACGAUUUUUCGUUUUUCCAAAAAUGUUUGGAAACAUACGGCAUUUUGUUGGACAUAAAAUUGCGCAACAUAGCGAUUUUACUGACCCUGUAUCUCUCACGGUUUACGAAACCCCUAUGAUGAAUGAUGAAGCACGAAUUCCAGCCACACUGUAUAUAAAAUCUAUCAACUACCUUGUGAAAAUUCCACUAUAGUUGAAAAAUAAUCAGAAGAGUUAUUCUGAGUGCUCUCGAGAUUUUUUACAGUCGCCAAGCUCACAAAAAAAUCUAGAACGAAAUUUCACGCCCCUCGAGUCGCCUAAAUGUUUUUUUCUAGGGCGAGCUGCAAACUGGAACAGUAGUUGAAAAGUAAUAAUAAUUGCUGUCGAGAUUCUUUGUUUAUGACUACCGGACACCCUGUAUAUCGAUGUUCCCAUUUUUCCGAUGGAUUUCGUCACAGUGAGUCGUCACAACUCACUUAAACAAUCUUAAAUGAAAAUUUCCUAAAUGAUUUAUUCUUGGGCGUGCUGCAAACUGGACCAAUUAGAAAAAAAUGUGCUUUCCAGUUCUUUGUUCAUGACUGCCAGACACCCAGUAUGUCGGUCCCUUAUUUUUUUGAUGGAUUCUGUCACAGUGAGCCGUCACAACUCACUCAAAGAAUCUUAAUUUCUAGAGAGUUGUUUCUUCUUGUUGGACCGUGUUCAAGAUUGAUUUUGAACCGAUUUCAAACUUGACGUAUUAAUCUAUUUCACUCAUGAAAACAGACCAUUUUGAAACGGAAGCUGUCAAAAUUCUCAUCCACACUUAGGACCAAAUCACACCAAGCCAUCAAGCUCAAUAUUCACCAUAUCAUCAUCAUAAUCCAUUUUAUUCAAAGCUAGUCAAUUAUAGAGUUCCUGAAUGUACUUGACACUGCUGUUUUGACGUUUUUUGUAUAUCAGAGUACGGAUACUAUGACAAGCACUGACAAUCAGACAUAACCACAAAUAAAUUGAUGGAAAAAGCGGGAACUGACAGUACACGGACGUACAGGGUAUCCCAAUUUGGGCACUUUUGCGGGGUAUCUCCCUUAUCAGUAAAGAUAGAGCAUUGCGGUUUUCGCGACAGUGUGCUACUUUUUUAUGAAAUUAAUAAUGGCGCAAGCAGAAUUGUGGUAGCUCUUCCGGUUGUCUAGAUACAGGGUGGAAUUGAAAAAUAUCACCCCCCGUGUCUCAGUUAUCUUUGAAUUUAUCGAAGAAGUUAAAACUUGUUUUUAUAGAGUUUUUCUCGUAGAAUCCAGUAGCGUAGUUAUUUUUUUGCUAGCACCUUUUGUUUUUUAGUUAUGGAGCAAACAUAUGUUUUUUUAAAUGGAAAAUAAUUGUAUACAAUUAUAUAUUUUUGGAAAGCCCACUUCAUGCUCAAUGUAUAUAUGAAAUAAUAUACAGGGUGUUCCAUUUAAAAAAACAUAUGUUUGUUCCAUAACUAAAAAACAAAAGGUGCUAGCAAAAAAAUAACUACGCCACUGGAUUCUACGAGAAAAACUCUAUAAAAACGAGUUUUAACUUCUUCGAUAAGUUCAAAGAUAACUGAGACACGGAGGGUGCCUGAAAAGUGAUAUUUUUCAAUUCCACCCUGUAUCUCGACAACCGGAAGAGCUAUCACAAUUCUGCUUGCGCCAUUAUUAAUUUCAUAAAAAAGUAGCACACUGUCGCGAAAACCGCAAUGCUCUAUCUUUACUGAUGAGGGAGAUACCCCGCAAAAGUGCCCAAAUUGGGAUACCCUGUACAUGACGUGAAUUCCAAAGGUUUGACAAAUUGAGAGAUUUAGGAGAAAGAUGCAAGUUUGUGCAGUUUCCAACUGUGAGAACACGGGAAAUCCAUUCACUCUAUUCGAAUUUCCAUCGGAUAACGUAAUUCUACAGGCCACAAAAUAUGCGAGGUAUUCAAAUUUCUUGGUAGGAUUUAGAACAUUUUUCAACGCAUUUUCAUCAGGUACACUUCAGAACGAAAGAUUUGAUGUUGAAGAACAGGAUCGUAUUGAGAGAAAGAGCCAAACCCACAAUGUAUAAACUGAGCGAGUAUCGAAAAGAACGUUAUUCCAAUUUAGAACCAACAAGAAACGAAAAACUGGCAGAUAUGAAAUUCAUUUCGAACAUAUUUUGAAAGAAAGAUACUUGAGAAUCGAAUUUUCAGAGCAGGAAUAUUAAAAAAUCCAAGGUUUACGCGUGGAAGAGAUUGAGGAAUUCAGGAAACAAAUAGAAGAAAAAAAUAGCAAUGUGAACGGCGAUCUAUAGCUGUUAUUGUUGCCACAUCAUUUGUUCAUUUAUUGAUUACUUAUUACCUACCACUCUUGUACAAGUGAAAUUGUUCCAUACGAAAUAAAAGUAUGUUUCAUUGGUUGAAAUUUAUCAGUUUUUACCCCAUUCUGAACUUUUGUGAUGAAAAAAUCGACCUCCAUUGAGGUCCUUCAGCCUUAUCAUUCAAUAUUUCGAGACAAAAUAAUUUUCUGAUGAAUUUAUCGUACCCUUUUACCCACUCGAUGAGACGCUAUGCACUCUCAUACAAAAAUCAAAGACAGAGAAAGAUAUAUGGAUGUACUCUUCCCAUGACUUCUGGAGCAAGGAAGAUGCGAGGAUCCUUUAUCUAAGCGAAAAACAUAUUCUUGUCCUUGUCUGGCAAAACAUAUGAUUUGCUUCAAAAUCGUUUGUGGUCAUGUUUGAUUGUCACUGCUUGUCUAGUGUCCGUACUCUUAUAUAUAGAAAACUCUAAAACAGCAGUGUCAAGUACAUUUAGGAACUCUAGUCAAUUCUAGAGAUACAAUAUUCAGCCGAAACAAAACUAAAAAAAACAUUCAUAACCUCAAACAUCAACGUUUUCACACUGCUCUGCUCGUUUUAGGAGUUCAAACCGUUCAUUUAUAAGUUGUUGAACCGGAAUGGAUCGAUUAUUUGGUGUCGUCAUAACUCACACAAGAAAAUGUUUGAUUUCUGAUCGUUUUGAACACGGCAUUAAAAUCAACUCAAAUGAUCUUUUUUUUUGGGCGUGCUGCAAACUGGAACAGUUAUUUCAAAUUAAUGAUGCUCUCGAGUUUCUAUGUUCACGAUUACGCGACACCCUGUAUAUCAAUGUCACUAUUUAUUCGAUGGAUUCCGCCACAGCUCACUAAAAAACAUCCGAAUUUCUAGAGAGUUGUUCCUUCUUGUUGGACCAUGUUCAAGAUUGAUUUUGAACCGAUAUUUCAAGCGUGACUUAUCUCAUUCAAUAAAACAGACCAUUUGAAAGCAAAAGCUGUCAAAAUCCUCAUCCACACUCUGGACCAAAUCACACCGAACCACCAAGUUCAAUAUUCACCAUACCAUGAUCAUAAUCCAUUGCUUUUUAAGCCAGCCAAUUCAAGAGACCAAAUAUUCAGCCGAAACAGAACUAAAAAACAUUCAUAACCUCAAACAUCAACGUUUUCACACUGCUCUGCUCGUUUUAGGAGUUCAAACCGUUCAUUUAUAAGUUGUUGAACCGGAAUGGAUCGAUUAUUUGGUGUCGUCAUAACUCACACAAGAAAAUGUUUGAUUUCUGAUCGUUUUGAACACGGCAUUAAAAUCAACUCAAAUGAUCUUUUUUUUUGGGCGUGUUGCAAACUGGAACAGUUAUUUCAAAUUAAUGAUGCUCUCGAAUUCCGUUCACGAUUACGCGACACCCUGUAUAUCAAUGUCACUAUUUAUUCGAUGGAUUCCGCCACAGCUCACUAAAAAACAUCCAAAUUUCUAGAGAGUUGUUCCUUCUUGUUGGACCAUGUUCAAGAUUGAUUUUGAACCGAUAUUUCAAGCGUGACUUAUCUCAUUCAAGAAAACAGACCAUUCAAAAGCAAAAGCUGUCAAAAUUCUCAUCCACACUCUGGACCAUAUCACACCGAACCACCAAGUUCAAUAUUCACCAUACCAUGAUCAUAAUUCAUUGCUUUUUAAGCUAGUCAAUUCAAGAGACCAAAUAUUCAGCCGAAACAAAACUAAAAACCAUUCAUAACCUCAAAUGAUCGUUUUCGCACUCCUCCGCUCGUAUUGAUCAUUCUAGAACACGUGAUUUUGACAUGGUUUCUUGAGGGGCACACAAACUAUCUGUCAAGUUACCUACCUUUGAUGAGCAUAGCCCUGGCCAUCCCUGCCACAUCCACAAUAUAAUAACAGUUUCACCAAACAGAAUUAUGAAAUUCUUUCUGGUUCCAACUCGGAUUCCAAAGAAAACGAUCCCACUAAUUCUGGUUUUAUAUGACAAAUCUUGACAAAAUACAAUGUUUGCCCCUCAGCAACCUGUCAAAUGACGUAAUUCUGGAAUGAUUAAUUAGUAGUUCAAAUCGUUCUGUUGGAAGUUUUUGAACGGGAAUGAACCGAUUACUGGAUCACGUCAUAACUUACACAAAAAAAUGCUCGACUUCAAAUCGUUUUGCGCACGGGGUUCAACAAGAAAAAUCAACUUAAAUGAUCUUUUCUUGGGCGUGCUGCAAACUGGAACAAUAGUGCAACAUAAGCACUGAUAAACCGUGCACUUUAGCGUCUGCUUGGCCCAUCAAGAAAGCCAAUUUGGCCUUUUGCACUUCGGAUUCUUCCGCUCCUAAUCGCUUUGACAGCUCCAUAUGUUCCAACGUGAUGGAGUCCAGGCUUUUUUUCAGUUCGCC
Phaedon cochleariae (mustard beetle) is the source of this 7655-nucleotide messenger RNA. Lineage: Eukaryota; Metazoa; Arthropoda; Insecta; Coleoptera; Chrysomelidae. The record is from the annotation of a GenBank genome assembly.